Molecule: messenger RNA, 6650 nt
Organism: Mycetomoellerius zeteki
Lineage: Eukaryota; Metazoa; Arthropoda; Insecta; Hymenoptera; Formicidae
Product: probable Rho GTPase-activating protein CG5521
Exons: 28
Coding region: 205-5889 (1894 amino acids)
Biological process (GO): positive regulation of GTPase activity; regulation of small GTPase mediated signal transduction
Cellular component (GO): cytoplasm; nucleus
Molecular function (GO): GTPase activator activity
Source: RefSeq, a predicted model, not a curated record
GGCCGUCACGUACAUCUGAUCGGAGGUGUGUAUGUGAAAUUCGACGCCGAUUUGACGUGACACGGGUGGGCCGUGCAUCGUGCACCUCGCGCCGCUGGCAUGGUGAUCGCGCGGAGGUAACCGGACCUGGGCAUCGACGCGAACCGUCCUGGGCGUCGUCGUCGAUGAUUGUUCCUGUCCCCGCGGCCGCCGGCGGCUCGAAUCAUGUUCAGCAAAAAGCUCCAUGUAGACGUCAAGAAGUCGACGCUCAAGAUCCAGGAUGUCAAGAAGGACAGCGCGACGCGAUUCAAGCAUCUUAAAAUCGUACUAGAAAAUGUGGACACUGACGAGGCAAAGGGCUUUUUUGAGGGUAACUUCAGCCAUGUGUACUUCAUCCUUUACGAUUGCUUCGUGUCCGCCGAAGCAAAUCUUCGGCAACGCGAGCUUUCCUUCCAUAUUGUGCAUAAGGCACACAGAGAAGAGUUAGAACAGGUAUUGCAACUUCUGGAGAAAGUUUUAACUCUUCUUCCUGAGCUGCUUAACAGACGAUGGCAGUGUCAUAGUUUAGCACGGAUUUUGCAGAAGCUCUUGCAUCCUGGUAAUAGUUGGAAACUUCGUAGACAAGCUAUAAGGUAUUUUAUUUUGUGGUAUCAAGCUCUUGGCGAAAAUGCUCCCGAACAUAUACAUCAGAUGUUUGCCAGCUUGGUGCCAGGAUUUCCACCGCAUCAAGCAUCGCCUUAUAAAUGUGAUCGUAAAACAGAUGGCAAGAAAGAAAAACUGGCGAAAGCAUCUAAUUCUGAAGAGAAAGACAAGAGAGAAUUUUAUGACACGCAACUCGGGCAAAGUACUUUUCAUGAUAAUGGAUCAAAUCAAUGUCCUAUCAGUCAAGUUGAUGGCGGGCCUAUCUUACCACCGCAAAGUGGAGAAAAGCCUCUCGACAAUGAAACUGUUAGAUUUUUGGAAGCAUUGCUUGAAUUUAUGGUUACUCAGGUGAUAAAAGUAGAAUGGCGAGAUAAAUCUACACGGCAGCAUAAAACUUUUCAAUUUUUAUUAGAACGUUUUAAAGUAGCAUAUCUUCGUCACAUCUGUCCGGAAUUCAAUGACAAUUUUUCCCUUUACAAACCUAAUUUGGAAUUACCCACAAUGCGUAAACCGAUGAAUCAAAAUCAGAAUAACUAUGUACUCUGUAAAGUGGCUUUAAUCAAAUGGGUUGCAAGUUUCACGCAUGUCGCUAGAAAAGAUGGACUUUUUUCACAUCUUUCGCAAAGUACAACACCAAACGAGGAAAAUGCCGAGUCAGAAUUACGCCGUGUGUCGGUGUAUACUCAAAAUUCUACGGAUUCAAAUUUACUGUCACCUGAAUCAGCUAUAUCUCAACAGGAUAGUCAAAAUCAAGAAGAUAGUGCCGUUUCGGCCCUGUUAGUCAGAGAGGUUUUAUAUGGAAAUAGGGAUAAUGUAAACUUUGUACAUGAAUUGUACAGACAGGCAUUUCUCCUGGAUUUUAAUCAUGCAGGAGCCAUAAGAAAGGCUAUCGCCGUUUAUAAAGAUUGGAUUCAAAUGAAUGAAAUCCCUCCAUUCAUGUUGGAACCAUUAGAUGGCCAUAAAGAUCGGGAUUACGAAGAAAGUCAAAAAAAGGAAAGUGAAAUGGAGAAGAGUCCAUCUGAUAGUUAUCGACAGACGAGAUUAAGAAACGAUUCUUAUCUUGGCGCUAUACAUCGGGAAAAUUUGUUUAUUAGGGCAGGCCUGCAAAAUGUUCUGCAAAUUUUUAUCACGCAAGCGUCAAACGUAUUUUUCUUAGAAAACUCGGGACCGAAUGCAUCUUUAACAUUACUCGAAGAACAAACGGACAGUUGUAAAAGAGUUUUAAAUGUGUAUCGAUACGUAGUUAUGCACUCUAGGCUGGAACCAGCAACCUGGGAACAGUUACUUAGAGUGUUACUGCAAAUUACAUCGCUCGUGUUAAGCGAGAAAUCCUCUCGCCGCAAGCAUCAAGAAAGUAUCGGUGGAAAACUUGCGCCUGCCAUAUUCCAGACUUUAAUUGUUACAUGGAUUAAGGCUAACUUAAACGUGGUUAUUUCUACCCAGUUAUGGGACCAGUUUCUAGAGGUGUUAACAUCGUUAACGCAAUGGGAAGAAUUAAUUCGCGAGUGGGCGAAAACUCUGGACACACUAACAAGAGUAUUAGCGAGACACGUGUACAACUUGGAUUUGAAUGAUCUACCUUUGGACAGACUCAGCGAACAAAAAUCAAAAAAGCGACGUGGAGUUGGAAGCCGCGCGGCGUCAACUGGAAGCGUACAGCCGCCUCGGAAAGGUAGCGUUGAUCAAGAAAACAAUAUCGUGCCGAAAGAAAGUGUCGUAGAUCAUCCUUUGCGUGAUAUGAGGAAAGUGCGACCAUUACCGCGCAGUGCAAGUGACAACACUAUAUACAAUGUCAAGGCUCGUACGAAGUUGCAUAGACAGCGGACGCAUACGAUACAUAGCGGUAUUCCCGUACUCCCCCUAUCGAUAGAACAAGAUAUGGCGCGGUUACUGUCAAGCGGCUCGGCUUCGUCGUCAGUGACCAGUCGGAAGAUGCUGUCUAACAGGCGUGCCAAAUCUUUGGAUAGCAUUGUUAUAGUUGAUAGCGAACCACCAUCACCACGCUGCCCGUCACCGACACCCAGCAGUGGCGUUGACAGCAACAAAGAUAGCCCUAUACAGAUAGAAAAUAUUGAUGGUAGCAGUAUUGAUACAAAUGACGCAUCUGAGAGAAGAUCAGUUAUGGCAGGUGGAGGGGUCCGUGGAUGGUUGCCAGAUGUGGCUGUCGUUUUAUGGCGACGCAUGCUCUCGGCAUUAGGAGAUGUUAAUAAUAUUCAAGAUCCCGUUUUACAUGGUCAAGUUAUGGAUUAUCUUGUGCAACUUACACAAACGUUAAUUAAAAUACGUUUGAAUCAAGGAGUAUCCGGAGAUAAUCAAGCAACACCUCCAGCACCAGAGCUAAUUCCACCUCUGACAGUCAUCGCACCUUGGUGUUUCAAGGCGAUCCAGCUUCCCGAUCAAUACGAAAUUGGCAAAUUAGCUGCAUAUCGUCUUAUAUGUCUCUUAACAGUACAACCACUGGACAUUAGUCUACCGAAACAGCAUCUUACGCUUUUCUAUCGCGCCGUUCACAAUGGAAUUGCUAGUAAUGAUAGUAAAGUACUGCAUGUACUUGUGAAAUAUACAGGACCCAGAUUAUUUAGUUUGAAUCUACCUGGAUCGAGUCUUCUGAUUUUAGACUACAUACACGCUGCAAAUGUGAUACUUAGCAGUCAAGAUGUCGAGGCACCAAGGACGGAAGCUGUUUCUAUUAUCGGUUCGUUGUUAUCCUUACCUGUUGCAAUGAUCAAACUACCCAUGUUACAACCAAAUGGGCCUGAUAUUGUAACUAUGACGUGUCCAGAAGCAAAAGAGCACAUUGUAACAAUACUUUUGCGGAGUUGUCGACGAGAACCCACUGGUAUUGCAAGAUGCCUGGCUCUGUCAAGUAUUGCGAUGUUUGUAUAUAAAGAACUAUCCUAUAAAACACAACAUCCGAGAAUUCCGGAAGCUGUUACAGUUCUUCUACUUGCACUUAGAGCUUCUCACGCUACUGUUGCACAGGUUGCGUGUGAUUCUUUGUUACUUCUUUGCGAUAAGGCUGAUAUACUACUAGAAUUGUAUCCUAAUGUGCCAUCUAAGAUAAUACAGAUCUUAUCGGAUACACUUGGGCGAAUGACAACGCGUGAAAGACGCGGACCUUUAACAGUGUCGAUGCUAUUUUGCUUAGGCGAAUGGGCUAUGCAUUUAGGACCAACAGUAUUACUACAGAUGUUCCAAGGAAAACCUCUCUUGAUGACUUUAUUUACAGUUUUAAACAACAUAGUGCAAAAUAAAGUUGGAAAGGAAUUUUCGAAAAUCGCUAAAAAUAACCAGGAUGACGAUGAUGAUUUUGAUCCUAAUAUUACAUUAGAUAAUUUAAUUGAUGAGUCCUCUAUAAAAUCACCUCGCAAAGGAAAUAUUCAGUCGGUACAAUUGGCAGCAAAAAUGGUAUUGAUGCAUUUAAUUAAUCAUCUGGGACACUUUCCGAUGGGUAUCGGUGCUGCACGUCUCUCAUCACUGGUUGUUGAAUUGGACGACGUUCCUGGAAUCGAUGGAGACGAGCUAUCUUCCGCCGUUUUUCAAGCACCUAACAUACAGCUGUUGAUGCUAUCUAAUUCGAUCAUAAUGUCACUGGUAGAAUUAGCGGCAUUGGAUGCACCUGGCGGAGGAGUCACAGCUGGUUUGACUACAGCUCCUUCUUUGGUCAGAGUUUUGUUGCGGGAUCUUGCUGGAAAAGCUUCUUGGGAUAGUUCGAUCUUGUAUAGCCAACCUUUCAUUGAUGACGAUCUGCCGCUACCGUUUGCAAAACCUGUUGAUUGGAACGUGAAAUUACAUACAGACGAUUUGAAUAGUGUCAUUACACCUCACAACUGUACACCCAGACACACAAUACGGCAUCGCGAGCCCCAUAUAUUACCGACUUUUGCGAAUGCUGCAAGCGAUAUGGAUAACUUGGACGAUCUUCUUCAAUAUAUAGGACAUACGAGCCCGGAGGUUUUGACCAAUCCAGAAGUAGCUCUCAAUGCACCCGCUAAUCCACCUCAGGGAUAUUAUCUCGAGAGCGAGACUAUUGCAACGAUUUUGAAUCAGAGAAACGCAGAGCAAGAACACAUGAAUAAUUGGAAUCAACACAUUAGUAUGAGCGCAACAGCAAUCAGUCCACCGUCAUGUCGUCCGCCUCCGGCGCCAUUUCAUCACUGCCGCCUCUUGUUUUCGCAUCUCGGUUUAUCCGGCUGGGAGCUGCGUAAGAAACUGCAUUUGCUAGCGAAAAACGAGAAGCUCUUACGUGAACUCCGUAAUCUCGAUGGCCAACGGUCUCGGGAGACACACAAGAUAGCGGUGAUUUACGUCAGCCAGGGCCAGGAAGACAAGAACUCCAUACUAAGCAAUGUCACUGCCAGUAAGGAGUAUGAGAGUUUUAUCGCGAGGCUCGCUUGGGAAGUUGAGCUGGAAUCGCACACUGGUUUUCUCGGCGGCUUGGUACCUGGAAAGGCAUCUGGUGUCACCGCACCGUACUAUGCUACAUCUUUCACUGAAGUUCUCUUCCAUGUUGCUACAAGGAUGCCAUCGGAUAGUCCUGAGAGUUUACUGCAAAAGACACGGCAUCUUGGCAAUGAUGAAAUCCACAUAGUCUGGUCGGAACAUUGGCGAGAUUAUCGCAGAGACAUCAUACCUACAGAAUUCUGCGAUGUUCUCAUUGUCAUUUAUCCAUUGAAAAACAAGCUGUAUCGAAUACAAAUUUCGCGUAAAUCGGAGAUUCCAUUUUUCGGUCCUUUAUUUGAUGAAUGUAUUGUGGAGGAUAAGGUAUUACCGGGUUUAGUGAGAACAACCGCAUUAGCCGCGAGUAAAGCAAAAAGGUCUACGCUUACGUUAUAUCAACAUUAUUAUGAGGAGAGAUCGCGAUCCAUCGAUACCGUUAUGAGAAAUCACAAGGAAGCUACAACAUUCGAGGAGUUUACGGCCAAUGUUUACUCACCAGUGCAACCGCCAAGCCCGUUUAGCGCAGCUUCGUCUGUCUCUGGAUCUACAACAAGCGUGCAAUCCACAGCAUCGUCAAACCUCGCAGCAGCGCUUAUAGAUUCGCACCAGGGACGCUCCGGUUUGCGCAGCAGUUCGACAGCGAGCAGUGACAAUCGUGCGAAUAGAGUUUCUGACGGAAGCAGAGUAUGGUUUAGUAGUGAUACCCCUGAGAGUCCUGCGCUUCACGGAAUUUCACCGAGACCUGUAAAAAAGAUGUCCUUUAAAACUGGACCAAAGCAGAAGGCUAACACGCAACCGACCCCGCCAGACAGUCCGAGAUAUAAAUAAAAGGUUUUUUUAUUUGUAUUCAGGAAAAUGCUCUGCACAACUAAUUGGGCUCAUUGAGCAUUGUACUUUAAAGGAACUAUUCGGAUAAAAAAUAGAAUAACGAAUAAUUAUACGAUAGAGUAUUCCACUGUUAGUAUUUCGCGCAUAGCGUGAAAAUUAACAACAAUGCCUGUGGCAACUUGAUACUUUUGCCAAUCGAUAUACUUUAUUCACAGUGGGAAUUGAAUAUCUGAUUAGCGUUUUCUGUUUUCCGUCCUUAGGUUUAAUUUUUAUAUUGAAUGUACAGAUCGUUGUUUAUUUGUUGCAACGUGAAUAUUAAUUUAUUGGAAAGUAUAAAUAUAUAAUAAAUUUAUUAAAUUAUAGAGGUAUAUAAUUAGGUAUACUUCUCAUAGACUUAUCGACGUCGAAAGACAGCUAUUUACAUUGUACAGCACUUUCUUAAGAUUAAUUUAUCCUAGUACUUCGAAUAGCUAGAAUAAUAAUUCUGGACUAAAAUUUCUUGAAACAUAUUAAAUGUAGCAUAGAAAUACUAACAUUGUCAGAAUGCUCUGCGGUACUGCUAUAUGGCCUUUGUAAUUUCUUAUUUGUCACACAGUAUACAUAGAAUAUGAUAUAACUAUUUUAUUAUUAAUUAGCAAGAUAAAUACGAGAGAAUUUACGAUGUUAUUCCCGAUAACGCUUGUCAGCUUAUACAUUAAAGUCAUAUUCCGAAUAUGAAGCUGAUGUGAAUUUGAUAAUUCCGUUAGCUUGAUUUGAGGCAA